AAAUUACCUUGUAAAUUUUAUUUAUUUCCCUGUACAAAAUUUUCCUUUUUCUUUUCUUUUUUUCGAAACACCCUGGACAAGAUUUACAUGUAUGUUUUGAAUAAAUUUUGAAAGAAAAUUUUUAUCAAAUAAUAUUAGCUUAAAAGAAAAUAUAUAUUAGCUUUAUAUUGUACUUCUCUACUCACAACGACCAAAUAGUACAAACUAGUCCACCGAAUCCGGUUAACGAAGCAACCCAUAAAAAAAAGGAACUAUAUUGCAUCAGAAACUGGAAACACCCUCCGGUAUUUUGAGUUGAGAAGAGAAAAGAGUUUACUAUGGCAACCAAAAGGAGGAUAGCUUUGGCAGCUCUCUUAUGGAUUCUCUUCCUCUUCAUAACCUUGGUUUUUAUUCUGAGCAGAUUAAGCGACGAUAAAGUGGCCUCUGUACAAGCUGUCGUUAAUAAGGAGCCCCAUCAGGAGACGGGUUUGGAUUUGGAAGAAGUGACUCACAAAGUUUAUUUUGAUAUAGAGAUGGAGGGGAAGCCCAUUGGUCGCAUAAUCAUGGGCCUUUUUGGAAAAGCAGUUCCUAAAACCAUGGAAAAUUUUCGAGCUCUUUGCACUGGAGAAAAAGGAACUGGGAAGAGCAGAAAGCCUCUCCACUACAAAGGGAGCUCAUUCCAUAGAAUUAUUCCCAGCUUUAUGAUUCAGGGAGGUGAUUUUACUCUUGGCGAUGGACGAGGUGGAGAAUCCAUUUAUGGUGCUAAAUUUGCAGAUGAGAACUUCAAACUAAAACACAUUGGACCAGGAAUUUUAUCAAUGGCAAAUGCUGGACCAGACAGUAAUGGAUCCCAAUUCUUCAUUACCACUGUGAAGACCAACUGGUUGGACGGCCACCAUGUUGUCUUUGGAAAGGUAAUUUCUGGUAUGGAUAUUGUUCACAAGAUUGAAGCCGAAGGAAGAGACAAUGGUGUGCCCAAGGUCAGAGUUGUUAUUUCGGACAGCGGUGAACUUCCUCUAUAGUUUCACAGGAGUUUCUAUACAUUACUUGUAUGUAUGUUUUAAUAUCUUCAAUUACAGGAGUCCCAAUGUAUGGACAGUGAUCUGGUCUAACCUUAUCACCACUUUUUGUAUUUAAAAACACCUGACUUUUCAAGGGUAUACAAUAUUGUUAUGGUCCAUAGUUUGCUUCCCAAAUACAGGUUAUUUUAUUAUUA
Messenger RNA from Cannabis sativa, 1195 nucleotides. RefSeq names its product peptidyl-prolyl cis-trans isomerase CYP19-4. Gene Ontology annotation, biological process: protein folding; protein peptidyl-prolyl isomerization. The coding region runs from base 318 to 1001 and encodes 227 amino acids. Lineage: Eukaryota; Viridiplantae; Streptophyta; Magnoliopsida; Rosales; Cannabaceae. Gene Ontology annotation, molecular function: peptidyl-prolyl cis-trans isomerase activity. The record is from RefSeq and is a predicted model, not a curated record. The transcript is spliced from 8 exons. Gene Ontology annotation, cellular component: intracellular membrane-bounded organelle.